AUUUCCCUGGGAAAAUCUAAAAACAUUUGAUGUAAAUAAAGGUCGUUAGCCUGACCCGGAAGUAAACAGUCCGGCAGCGUUAGCAUUAGCAGGCCUUGAGGGUGCAGCCUGUUUUUAUCGUUGGUUUGUCGGGUUUUACCUGAAGAAAACGAUAGAUACGUUGUUCGUCUCAGAAGUAAAGGGUUUUUUUUAGGGGGCAUUCAUGUGUGGAAACGUGUUACAUGUAAAAACUAACGUGGCUGUGAUUGUUAGAGCAGCGGAUGAUCGGAGAGCAUCAGAGCAGCUGCAGCGACCAUCAUGUCUGCACUUCAGCAUCUGAGAGUCCGUCAGCGACGAACUUUCUGCUGCUGCUGCUGAAGAAAUCUUCAGACUCUGUGAAAGAACCAUCGUCCAAAACGAGGAGGAGCUCUGUCGUCAGCGCAGACUGCUGGAUAUCAGCUGGAAACCACAGCUUUCAGCUCCAUAGAUCUCUCCCAGCAUUCUAUGAUGAAUCAGGAGAGGACACCCAAAGAGGAGCAGGCAGAACUAGAACCUCAUCAGAUUAAGGAGGAGAUGGACGGACCAGAAUAUCUUCAGAAUGAAUGGGAGCAAGAUAAACCCCCACCUCCACAGAUUAGGGAGAGCCAGGAUGGACCUGAACCACCACAGAUUAAAGAGGAGCAGGGUGAACUAGAAGAUCAACAUAUUAAGAAGGAGAUGGAUAAACUAGGAGAUCCUCAGAUUAAAGAGGAACAGAAUAAACUAGAAGAUCAACAUAUUAAGGAGGAGAUGGAUGAAUUAGAAGAUCCUCAGAUAAAGGAGGAAAACGAGGAACUCAGCAUCAGUCAGGAUGAAGAGCAGUUGGAGACUGAUGUCUUGAUGGAUUCUCUUACCUAUGAGGAGAAUGAGCUCAGUGAAGAAGAGCUAAACAGUCAGCAGAGCUUUAGUGAUAGUCAGGAUGAAGAGCCAAACCAACAUGAAUCAAGAUCAGCUACAGAUGGAGAGACAGACCCACAGAAGAAAGCCAAACAGACCCAAAAAGAAAGUAAACGUUCCCGUGGAAGAGCUGGACAAAGUUCUAGUAGCUCUUGUAAUACGUCCGCCCACUUGACAAGUAACUCUGUAGACAAACCUUUCACCUGUGAGGAAUGUUGUAAAAGCUUUAGGCGACUGUGUCACCUUCAAACCCACAGGAGAAUCCACACGGGAGAGAAGCCCUUUUUCUGUAAAGAAUGUUUCAAAUGUUUCCGAGACUCGUCUACUCUGAGAAGACACAUGAGGACCCACACAGGAGAGAGGCCUUUCUUCUGUCUCCAGUGUCAUCAGAGUUUCAGCCAAAUAUCUAUUCUGAGGACCCACGUGAGAACCCACACGGGUGAGAAGCCUUUCGCGUGUCAAGAAUGCGAUAAAAGUUUCAAUGAGAAAUCCAGCCUGAAAAAACACAUGACGACCCACACGGGAGAGAAGCCCUUUGCGUGUCAAGACUGCGACCAGAGGUUCUCUCGGAAGUCUGUCCUCAGGACACACAUGAGGAUUCACACAGGCGAGAAGCCUUUCGCGUGUAAGGAGUGUAACAAACUUUUUAGGGAAACAUCUUACCUUAGGAAGCACAUGAGAACCCACACCGGAGAGAAGCCCUUUGCGUGUCAAGACUGCAACCAGAGGUUUUCACGAAGGUCUGUUCUCAAGGCACACAUGAGGAUUCACACAGGAGAGAAGCCUUUUGCAUGUACGGAGUGUCAUAAGCUGUUUAGGGAAAGAUCUUCUCUCAGGAAGCACAUGAUGACCCACAGCAGAUUACUCCUGUACUGGGCUGAUUUCUCCCAGCAUUCUAUGAUGAAUCAGGAGAGGACACCCAAAGAGGAGCAGGCAGAACUAGAACCUCAUCAGAUUAAGAAUGAGAUGGACGGACCCGGGUCGCCCCAGAUUAAAGAGGAACUAGAUGAACCAGAAGAUCCACAUGUUAAGGAGGAGAUGGAGGAAUUAGAACCUUCCGACAUUAAGGAGGAACCAGAACCUGAACAGAUUAAGGAGGAACAAGAGGAGCUCAGCAUCAGUCGGGAUGAAGAGCAGUUGGAGACUGAUCCCUUGAUGGAUUCUCUUUCCCAUGAGGAGAAUGAGCUCAGUGAAGAAGAGCUAAACAGUCAGCAGAGCUUUAGUGAUAGUCAGGAUGAAGACGAAUCAACAUCCACAACAGAUGGAGAGACAGACCCACAGAACAGAGUUCAGGGUCAUGUCCAAAGCCUGGACAGCUCUCACGUGUCAGAAAGUCAAUGUGACUCUGAUGUUGGUAAAAACGCUAAACAGACCCAGAUAGAAAGUAAACUUUCCUGUGGAAGAGCUGGACAAAGUUCUAGUAGUUCUCGUAACGCGUCUGUCCAUGUGAGAAGUAACUCUGGAGACAAACCUUUCACCUGUGAGGAAUGUUGUAAAAGCUUUAGGCGACUGUGCCACCUUAAAACCCACAGGAGAAUCCACACGGGAGAGAAGCCUUUUUUCUGUAAAGAAUGUUUCAAAUGUUUCCGAGAAUCGUCCAGUCUGAGAAGACACAUGAUGACCCACACAGGAGAGAGGCCUUUCUUCUGUCUCCAGUGUCAUCAGAGUUUCAGCCAAAUAUCUAACUUGAGGACCCACGUGAGAACCCACACGGGUGAGAAGCCUUUCGCGUGUAAAGAGUGUGAUAAGAGUUUCAGCGAGAAAUCCAGCCUGAGAAAACACAUGACGACCCACACGGGAGAGAAGCCCUUUGCGUGUCAAGACUGCGACCAGAGGUUCUCUCGGAAGUCUGUCCUCAGGACACACAUGAGGAUUCACACGGGCGAGAAGCCUUUCGCGUGUAAGGAGUGUAACAAACUUUUUAGGGAGAGAUCCUACCUUAGGAAGCACAUGACGACCCACCACAGAUGACUCCUGCAGAGGCCGCUGUAGAGUUAGAGGGGGGCGGGGCUUCCUGACACUUUUAACGAAGGGUGGAGGUUGUUGGUUUGCGAAAAAACCAACCGGAAGAAAAAAAGCUUUAUUUUAAACGGCAACUCUAACAGUUAUGUUAAAGCUUUAAUCAAAGUUUUUAUCUAGAAUUCUUAACACCUCUGGGUUAGAGCCCCUUUUCUACCUGAACUCCACAGACCUGAAAUCAUAAACAUCAGGUUAUGUCCUGCUACAUUUCAAAUCAAAUGUUCUUGAACGAACUGACCUGGUUAACAGGUUCUAUUAUUCUUGAGAAAACCCGGUUACCAAUUUAGAUUUUUGUUUUUGUUUUGUUUAGAAAAAAAAAUCUAUCCUGAUUUUCAUUGAUCAACUUUUUUUGUUUUUAGCAUUUUUACAAAUAUUUGUAUCUUGAUGCUGAAAGGACUGCUAUGUGUGUUACCAUGAAGUUUUAUUGUUGAAUGAAAAAGGCCUUUACUUUAUAAAUGUACUAAUUUAUUGUGAUCGGUGUACGUUUUGUCUACAUUAAGGACAAAUGCAUGAACUGGUACCAGUGCAGCAGCUGUUCUUGUCUUUGGAACCACUCAAGCCAUGUUUGUUUGUUUUUUUAAUCUGUCUGAUCCUCUCUC
Oryzias latipes (Japanese medaka) is the source of this 3533-nucleotide messenger RNA. The record is from RefSeq and is a predicted model, not a curated record. NCBI's taxonomy places the organism in Eukaryota, Metazoa, Chordata, Actinopteri, Beloniformes, Adrianichthyidae.